AUGCUAACCGCCUACCCCCAGACUAAGACCUACUUCUCCCACUGGGCAGACCUGAGCCCCGGCUCUGCCCCAGUCAAGAAGCAUGGAAGCACCAUCAUGGGUGCAAUUGGUAAUGCUGUUGGAAUGAUCGACGACCUCGUCGGUGGACUGAGUGCUCUCAGCGAUUUGCACGCAUUCAAGCUGCGCGUUGACCCUGGCAAUUUCAAGGUUUGCACCCAGAUAACUUAUUAUCUUUAUAUUGAUCACACUCGACUUCAACUCUAAGUCUGUUGCUGCCUUAAUCCGUCAAUAUUAACUUUUAAAAUCUACCUUUCAGAUUCUGUCCCACAACAUACUUGUGACCCUGGCUGUUCACUUCCCUGCGGAUUUCACUCCCGAAGUGCACAUUGCUGUGGAUAAAUUCCUUGCAGCCUUGUCCGCUGCCCUGGCUGACAAAUACAGAUAAGACCAUCAUGAAAGUCCAAAAUUGGACUUCAGUUCCUGGUCUGUUGUUAUCACAAUAAAAUAAACAGGCAAUUAAUUAAGUUAUGUUCUGUGUUUGUGUCCUUAUUCCACCACAUUUCACCAUCAAUGUCAUAUUUGAAUGUCAGCACUACAACAGGCUAAAUACAUUAGAUUCCCACAUUAUAAAAAAUUGAAUGACAAAGGAACGAAUACCUUAUAAAAAUAGAGUGCUUUAGGCCCACCAUGCUCUAGCACAGUAUGUUGUUUCCCAUAACUGUGGAUAGCCUAUCUAAUACGUGUAACAUUUAUUUUGAUGAAUGUGGAGUAGUUGCUGAAUGGGCUAUACUACUAGAGACAGUAUAGGCACAAUAAAAACUUGGAGAUGGAUACUAUUUAUUUCACAUGAAUUUUAAAUAUUUAAAUUAGGAUACUUUUGAGGAUCCUAAUUUGGGUUGUUUUUAACCGAGCAUUUUUUAGAGCGUGCCUUGACUUUCUUUCAAACCACUUUGAGCCUCACUGGCAACUCUGAUUACGUCAAGCUCAUGGUAAGAUAUCUCCUUUCUGACACCAACGCAGCAAAUUUGGAGUAUUAGAGGGCCACAAAGCUUUGCAGACUUACACUAUGAACUGUGCCAAUUGUCUGGUCUAUUGGUACUGUUUAUAGCGUGUUAACUAAGGGUCACUGGUUGCUUAAUAGCCUUAACUAAUUUUAGUUUACAAAUGUAUUUUCAGUUUUUCGAUUAACUAAAUACAAUUUGAGUAAUUAAAUGUAUUUUUGACACUGGCAUUUUGUAGUUUAUCUUUGAUACAUGGUAUUUAGGGUAUUUUUUAUUCAAAUACAACAGGUGUAGACCUUACAGUGAAAUGCUUACUUACAAGCCCUUAACCAACAAUGCAGUUUUAAGAAAGAAUACUUAAAAAAAUAAAGAAAUAAAAGUAACAAAUAAUUAAAGCGCAGCAGUAAAAUAACAAUAGCGAGGCUAUAUACACUCAAAAAAUUAGGGGUUCAACAAGGGUUCUUUUAAGAUCCUCAAAGUUCUUAGAAGAACUUUAAGGUUCUUGGCACUGAAAAUUGCCCCCAAAAGGUUAUUCCAAGAACCCCAUAGGAGGUGGGGUUCAUCAAGGAACCUCAUUAGUUGGUGGGGGUUCUUGCAGGAACCUAACUGCCCAACUGAAAUAUUUGGAUUUGAAGGACAGCAGGUUCAGGCAGGUAACGAAACAUUUAAAGAUCUCCUCAAUUUAAGGAAAGGUUUGUCCCUUGUAUGAUGUAAAUUGAUAUUGUUUUAUGAUGAUACCAUCUAUCUUUUCAUAUUUGUGCAAAUCUUUCUAAAACAGAAAAUGGACCCAAUUCAAUGAAUAUCAAUCAACAAAGAGGUGAGAAUAUGUCUGCUAUAAGAAUAUGUUGAAGGCUAGCUGUAUUGGGUGCAGAUUACUGAGCUUUUGUGUCUGCAGGUGAGGAGGCAUGUCAAUUGGUAUGUUAUUUUACAUUUUAGUCAUUUAGCAGACGCUCUUAUCCAGAGCGACUUACAGUUAGUGAGUGCAUACUUUUUUUCUUUCUUCAUACUGGCCCCCCGUGAGAAUCGAACCCACAUCCCUGCCGUUGCAAGCGCCAUGCUCUACCAACUGAGCUACACGGGACCAUAUGUUAUGCAUAUCACAUUUACCAUCCUCCUCCCUUACGUCUUCAAUGAAAAUCCCAUAGGCCUCUACAUUACAGGUGGUCAAGGACAAGGUAUGUUUAUGAAAACCAUUAUCAAAACAGUUUAUUUCAUUCACAUUUACCACGAAAACUAAGGUAUGAAUACUGUCGUGUGCAUGUUUUGUUAAUCAUCUGUAUAAUUACUAUUUUUGGGAUUCACAGACUUCACCCUCCCUACACCUCUGAUGAAUAUAACAGGAAACCUGUUUGAGCACCAUGCACUGCAAAAUCAUUCUGGCUAUACGGAGAACAUCAAAACAUUAACAUCAACAUGCCAGAGGAUAUACCCAUUGGACUUGGGGCUCUACUGGGAGUUUACCUUAUAUUUGAAUUGUUUUAUUCUGCUGCUAAAAUCAUAAUAAAAACUGACAACUAAAAUAUUGUGUUAUUGUUGUUAUUGUUAUUGUUAUGGUUAUUAUUAUUAUUAUUAUUAUUAUUAAUAAUAGGGGAGGGGGGAGUAGUUAAAAAAUUAACCCAAAAAAAGUUAUUCAAAAGGUUAUUUGAGGAUCCAUUGAAAGGGGUUCUUUGAAGAACUUGUAGGGGUUCCCCCACAGUUUCAGUUUGAAGAUCCCCCAAAGGAUCCUCCAGGAACCUUUACUUUUUAGAGUGUAUGUGGUAGCGGCCUAUAAAACCAACAACAAUGUUAUUAACAUAUUGUUGCAACAUAUUGUUUAGUAAAGAUCAGGUUUAUUAAUUAUCAAUCGACAAUGAUCAAGAGCUCAAUUAAUAGGAUUUGACUGCUUAUUUGACCAAAUCACAGACUUGAGUACAUAUAGACCAAGGCUGUGUAGGCAAUCACUUUGACUAUGGCUGCAAAAAGGCUAUUGAGGCGGCUUAUUAUGCUUUACCCAAUAAUGCACUAAAUUACUGAUUGAGCACAUCAUUGCGCACAUGUUGUCACACAUCAUGAAACACAUUGAGACAAAAAUUACAGACAGUAGCCUAGUGGCAAAAUAUAACUCAAUUGGUUGAAUAUGAAAUUAAUUUCAAUAUGAUUGAAAUAGCCUUUAUAUGCCCAUGUAUGUAGGCUACAUAUUAAUACAGUUACCUCGUUUUUCAUUUGAAGCAUACUUUUAUCCCUCACUUGUUUGUAACAAUUGCAGAUAUUUCAAUUGUAUCUGUUUUUGUAGUCAACUUUGUUCUGACGUUACCGGCAGUCACAAUCAGACAGAUGGGCUAAACAUCUUGAUUCCAUGUUUAGCGGAUAUCUUCUGUAAAUGAAUUGACGCGGAAGGGCAAAAAAACAUCUAACCAUGCACUUUGGUUGCUCUAUGAGUGGUCUGGAUCACUUGUAGACCUGCAAAUGUUUUGAAGAGCGUUUUUAAGAGCCACGUUACUUACGACGGCUCUGGGAAAUGACUCGGCUACUAAAGACAAAAAGGUUCUACACUGUAAGGCUUUUCUGUAAUUUUCAACAGUAAAACACUGUAGAAUGCACAGUAAAAUACCUUACAUUUAUUUUACAGCAUUAAUGCUGUAGAUUGCACUGGAUUAUGGGUAAAAUGCUGAAAAAUACAGUUAUUAACUGUAAUUGUAAGCCCCCUGUAAAAAUUACUCUAACUUACUGUAUGUCUUUACAGUAGUACCCGAACGCUGCUGUAGUUGGCGACGCCAAACGGUCUGUGGUGUGUGUGUGUGUGAGAGAGAGGGAGAAAGUAAGUCGCUCUGGAUAAGAGCGUCUGCUAAAUGACUAAAAUGUAAAUGUAAAUGUAGAAAGAGAGCUGUAUCGCAUAUAAAUGAUCUUAAGGCUACGAAGGCUCUGGGAAACGAGGCCCUGCGACUUAUAUGUAUGCUUUGUAAAUAUGACCUGUAAAUAGUUUACUAUUGUGUUCUGCAUCGUACUAGCCGCCCACUUGUUUUCUUUCUUCGAUUACCUGCCAUAUAGGGGCCUAGCUCCACUUCCCUCAUCUAAAUAGGGUAUAGCCUAAAUAUUGAUGUUGAGGAUUUGGUGGUGGAACUGUCCCCAAAAUUGCUAAACGAAUAUAAUCACUUGUCUGGGGUGCAUUUAGAAAUACCGACUGCCCAUGGCUGCGACAACCACUUUCAUGAACUUCUGCCAGGUUACCUGGAUUUCAGGUGUGAAAGCUGCUCCGAACUUGGCGGCAAUGGCAAUUGUGAGGACGUCAGCCAACACCUGUGGACAAAAAACAAAGAAGGAAGACGUUAAAUAAGACUGCCGUUUUUGUUUUACCUUUGGAAUUAGACGUAUUGUUCUAAAUGUUAUACGUGUAGGCAUGGGCGGUGUGUUCAAUAGGGCGAUAUGGGCGACGCACUGCCAAACGGGAAAAGGAAGGGAUUUUUUUUCUAAUCAAUUAUAUCAUGGCAACAGUAGUUCAGUGUUCACGUCUGAUCUGCCAGCCACUAAAUGUCCAAUCAGGCUAAAGUCGUGCUUCAAAUGUCCCCGCCCGUUUUGGGGCGAUUUCAGUCAGGUUGAAAAUCGCCCAGAAGUCUCUCAUAGCCUCUAAUGUAAAAUAUUUUUUUUUCAAAUUUCUGAGCUUUCAAUACAUUCUCUAUGGGUGUCUGAGGGCUUGCACUUACGCGCUUUCGUCAUACGUAACGUAACCUAACCAUGAACGGCAGACAGCAACGCUUGGACAGCGACUGGUGUAACCGACAUGCACCAUCUUUCAGAAAAGAUUAAGAAAAAUGAGCUGUCAAAGACCCACAUUGAUAGCUGUUUGAGAUUGUCUGCUUUGGUGAGAGUGAAUAUUGCCACUCAACUGGAUGAGGGAUACAGGCUAGCUGUCCGCCGCCACAACGAUGAGGUUAGCAACAGCAGAGUCGUGAACACUGUCUACGAGAAUCGAGACGACCUCAUAGAAUGUUUUGAAGCCAUCCGGACGGGUUCAUUGGGUUCAUUUGACCAGCCCACCGUACCAGAAGCUACAGAAUAAGGACAUCGAUGCUGUCUUUAUCAAACGUGCCCUCGACAUCUUCGCAAGCAGUGUGCAGGCCAUAAGGUAAGAUAAAGAUUAAACAAUAUCAUUCGAUCUUUCUCAAAGCAGAGCUUUAUUUGAAAAUGUAUGCAUGAAAGGAGACUGCAUUUGUGUUUGAAAUUACAUUAUUGUCAUUAUAUAUGGCCAGUGGUGUAAUCUAUCUUAUUUUAUAUACUAUGUGUACUGUACAGUGGUGCUCAUAAGUGUAUGAACACAUUCUAAAGCUGACUAAAAAGAGGAAUAAAAAAAUAAAAAAAUCAUCUUUUGGAAAUUGAUCUUAAUGACUUAAUUAAAAAAGUUGGAAAAUCCAACCUUUAAGGACACCAAUUUUCUUUUCUUUUUUAUUCCUCUUUUUAGUCAACUUUAGCAUGGGAUCAUAAGCUUAUGAGCACCACUGUAUACUGUGCUGAACAUCCAGGCUAUGUGAGACACAAAGGCUAACUUAAACACUAAAGACUUUAUGCAUCCCUGCCCAUUUUAAGUGGAACUGAAGUAUUUGUACUAUACAUGGAUACAUUGCAUAUACCUGUGCAUCACAUAGACAACAAUACUGUACAAAGCCAACAAACACAUUGGUCUGUUUGCCUUCAGGGACUCCUCUCAACAGCAGCUGCAAGAAGCAACAGGAGCCAAAAGACCCAGAACAGCUUUGAGAGAAGAGGAGAAGCAGAGGCUGUCUGAAGAGCUCUGCAACACCAUCCUGGAUCACACCAAAGAAAGGUUCUCUUUCUCUGGCCACCUUGUGAGUGCUACCUUACUGCAAGCAGACAUGUUUGAAAGGUACUGCCAUUCAAAAAAAUAAAAAAUCUGUUCAUGUUCAUUUUUACAAAUCUAUACAAUUGGCCAGAAUAUGGUUGUUCAUAUUUACAAAUCUAUACAAUUGGCCAGAAUAUGGUUGUUCAUUUUUACAAAGCCAUACAUAUUGUUUAUGCAGUGUUGAGGAAUGUGAAAGAACACCCUUGAUUAUUUUUACUGUGAUAACUUAUUUUGCUUUUGUAAGCCAACACUUUUGAGAUCAGUCAAUAAAUGCUUCUGGUAUUGACUUAUAUGCUGCCCCUGUCUUCAUGUUGUUGCUGGACAUAUCUUUUUAAAAAUGUGUGUAGGUCACCUAAAUCAUCAGAAAAAUUGCCCCUCCUGAGAAUUUUUUCAGGAGCCGCCACUGCGUGUAGGCCUACCUCAGUAUAGCCAAAAAUAUAAGCCUAUCAAGACAGAAGGCAUACCAUGAAAUUGUCAGGGUCAACAAAGAGUUUGUUAGCGUGGGUCUCGCUCAGUGACUUGUAUGUGGCCAAGAUGUUGCCCAUGUUCUUCACAGCUUUAUCCAGAGCUCCACACACGACCUUGCCGUGAGCAGCAACUUUGGGGUUGCCCAUGAUUGCUGCAGGAUGGUGCUCUUCUCUGCAUCUGUCCAGUCAACCAUGUUGUCAGUGUUUAUUCUUCGGUUUUGCAACAAGAUAAAACAAAUUAAUGUAUUGUGUAGGGAGACGCUUUGCAUGCCACUAAUAUUUAUGAGUGCGCUCCGCCCACUGGAGGCGGCGCAUGUGAUUGGCUCUGGCAAAGAUAAGUAUUGGCCAAGUGAGCGCUUCAGCUCUCGAACAUGAUUACAUAAAUUCCAAUCAUUUAUCUGAUAAAAAGGACAAUAAACGUUAAUUUAUUGGUGUUACAUUAUCAAGUCUGUAGGUUAGAUCCUAAAAUCUGAAAUCAUAUGUAAAUAGGCCUGUACAGUUUUAUCUAGUUACCAACGUUUCAAAAUUCGCAUGAUCACAGCUAAACAGUUUUAAUUGAUCUAACUAAUGCAAGAAUAAAAGCAAGGUUACGGCAAAACUCUUCCGAAUAUCAUAUUUCCUUCAUUAAUGUGUAUAAGGCUAUUCAAAUGAAAAAAUAGAAAGAGAUGCAAUUUGAUAAUUCCAACCAAUUCCGGCCUUUAAAUUAGCACAGUUUCUUAACUCUGACAAAAUGAUGCCUUACUUUUUUAAAUCGGGUUAUUCAGACCGGUCCCGCACAUUAAAUGUGAUAAGCAGGAAUGUCCAGUAAUAUUUGCGGAUAGGUGUGUACCCAUGUCCUCUCAUGACCUCUCUGACUUUUCUUUCGAUCAUCAUUCGAAGUCCAAUCAACCUUUUAAUUGGGAAUCAUAUCCAACUUAAAUUGAACACCAGAAUAGGUAUAUCAUAGAUACAUACAAAUGUGAAAUACGUCACCAUGAAUCAAUAUUUUCCAAUUUAAUGCAGGUCUUUGAAGGUGGAUUUGAUUUCUACAAUUGAAUUUACAGAUGUAAUAUAUAUUAUAGAACUCUACAAAUCAAAUAUAUAGCCUACCUUUAAUUAUUUAACAUUAUGUAGGAUAGAACGACAUUUGCGUCACAUAAUCUAAGCCUAUGCCAUUUCAAAUAGCCAAUGAACUAUCAAUGAAAUAUUUGGCAAAAUCAGCUGCAUCUUUUGAAUUAAUUUAUUGGAAAUAUAUGCUUGUUUAGGCUACUCUGAAACAUUUCGUUUUAUGCAACGAAAAAAAUAAAUAAUAAUAAAAUAAUAAUAAUAAUAAUUUCUUAAAGAAAGAAUUCUGAGAAUGAUUGUGUUUAACCUGCUGACAGCAGCCUAUGUGCCUACCCGGAUGAAGCAUUUUAACAUACAAUAAGUAAACUACAUUGAUUACAUUGUAGACACAGACGAUGGGAGAAAUGUGAUACGCGUAAUGCUUAGAAGUUGAAAAUCUAAUAAAAACGCCUAUGGUCCAAACUAUUCUGUACCUUCCUUUACAGGAUGCUGACUGCUUACCCCCAGAAUAAGACCUACUUCUCCCACUGGGCUGACCUGAGCCCCGGCUCUGCUCCAGUCAAGAAGCAUCAUCACAGGUGCAAUUGGUAA
This is a messenger RNA of Coregonus sp. 'balchen', 7937 nucleotides long. The record is from the annotation of a GenBank genome assembly. NCBI's taxonomy places the organism in Eukaryota, Metazoa, Chordata, Actinopteri, Salmoniformes, Salmonidae.